GCCCCAGCCUGGACAUUCCAGAAGAGGACAGGGAAGAAUUGUGAUGGCCUUCUUCAACUUAUAUCUAUUGGGUUAUCAAAAUUUCUUUCACAACAAAAAAAGGAACACAACCGAAGAAACAAGCCAGAAGGAAUCGGUGCCCACCAGGCUGCCACCGAUUAUCUCAGCAGAUGGGAAUUACUCUGUGCAUCAGAAUAGCCACACAAAGUACCGUGAAGCUGUGCAGAAGGUGUUGUUAAAGACAUUUCCCAAUCAGGUCUUCAAAGUCCCCUUGACUGAUGCUCAGAACUUCAGCUUCUGGCGGUCCCAUGAUCCAGGAGUGCGCCCGGAGAAGGCCAUGCCGUGGAUCCAGAGCCCCCGACACAGCCUCAUCAAAAGCCCAAUGACCAGGUUUAUGGAUCACGCCAUUCUCAAUGACAGACUCUUCAGCCUGUACUGAGCCUGCCAGAGCUCCAGAAGCCCAGCAUGGACUCUGCAAGCACAGAGGGGAAAGAGGAGGGGAAGGGUGUCCUGGUUCAGCUGACAAAUUGGGGGCAGAGAAUGGGAAAGGCAGAGUAAACAGAUUGGACUAAAAGUCACCGUGUGCACUGGAAGUGAGGGGGAGGGAAGCCAUUCCAACGUGCAAAUUCCUGUGAGCUCAGGGGUGUAAAAGAUUCAUGAAGGAGCCAGAACUUGGGGUUUGGUUGGGCAGGGCCAGAGCACUAGAAAAACUACCACAGGGGUCUUAACUUCACGCAUGGCAGGAACCAGAGCAACAAAUACGGGCACACGCACCAAUGGCCGUUGUGAACUGAAGAGCUAGAAAAAUUCUCUGAAGAUACCGCGGCUUUACCUCGGCAGAGGAAAAACCAAAGGAGAGCUCUGGCCACAGCCAAGACAGGUGCGCAGCUGCCCCCUGCAUCAGGACCUGCCACUCUCACAACCCGGGGCCCAGAACAACUGCACCGAACAGGAAAUUUUACAAAGAGUCUGAUUUUAUUGAUACUUAAAU
This is a messenger RNA of Talpa occidentalis (Iberian mole), 991 nucleotides long. It is a transcript of the gene SPMIP11, whose product is annotated as testis expressed 49. NCBI's taxonomy places the organism in Eukaryota, Metazoa, Chordata, Mammalia, Eulipotyphla, Talpidae. The transcript is spliced from 4 exons. The record is from RefSeq and is a predicted model, not a curated record. Bases 44 to 439 code for a protein of 131 amino acids.